This is a messenger RNA of Saxophila tyrrhenica, 1020 nucleotides long. RefSeq names its product Translation machinery-associated protein 46 (gene TMA46). Bases 1 to 1020 code for a protein of 339 amino acids. Gene Ontology annotation, biological process: cytoplasmic translation. NCBI's taxonomy places the organism in Eukaryota, Fungi, Ascomycota, Dothideomycetes, Mycosphaerellales, Extremaceae. The transcript has a single exon. The record is from RefSeq and is a predicted model, not a curated record. Gene Ontology annotation, cellular component: cytosol. Gene Ontology annotation, molecular function: metal ion binding; mRNA binding.
AUGCCUCCAAAGAAAGGCAAUGAGCCGCCUAAGAAGAAGAUGACGGUCGAGGACAAGACCUUUGGCAUGAAGAACAAGAAGGGCGGCUCAGCACAGAAACAGAUCAAGCAGAUCGCACAAGCGACAGCAUCGGCCAAGACUCCGGAUCAGAAGAAGAAAGAGGCCGAGAAGCAGCAGCGCGAGAAGGAGAAGGCGGCUGCCGAGCAGGCGAAGAAGGAAGCGAACGAGCUGCUUGGUAAAGCCGUUCAGACGCAGAAGGUGCCGUUCGGUGUCGACCCGAAGACAGUUGUGUGCGAAUUCUUCCGCAAAGGCACGUGUGAGAAGGGCAAGAAGUGCAAGUUCUCGCACGACCUGGAAGCUGGCCGGAGGACUCAGAAGAAGAGUCUCUACACUGACACACGUGAAGGCGAAGAGGAUGGAGAGGGCGAAGGCGAGGAGGGCAAGAAGAAGGAUGACAUGACCGACUGGGACGAGGAGAAGUUACGGCAGGUCGUGAUGAGCAAGCACGGUAACCCGAAGACGACGACGGACAAAGUUUGCAAGUUCUUCAUUGAGGCGGUGGAGAAUGGGAAGUACGGCUGGCGAUGGGUGUGUCCGAACGGUGGCGACGAUUGCAAGUAUCGACACUCGCUGCCGCCUGGUUUCGUGCUCAAGACGAAGGAACAACGGGCGGCGGAGAAGGCGAUGAUGGAUAAGAGUCCGCUGGCUACGCUGACGUUGGAGGAUUUCUUAGAGAGUGAGAGGCACAAGUUGAGCGGGACGCUGACGCCUGUGACGCCGGAGAGCUUCGCGAAGUGGAAGCAGGAGCGGCUGGACAAGAAGGCUGCGGAGGCUGAAGCGCAGAAGAUGAAAGAGGCGACUGGCCGAGCACUGUUUGAGAAGGGCGACUGGGAGGUUAGUGAUGACGAAGAGAGUGGGGAUGAAGACGACCCGUGGAAUCUGGAGGCACUACGGCGAGAGACGGAGGAGGCACGGGCGAAGAAGGAGGAGGAACGGAUGACGAACGGUGUGGAUGGUUGA